This is a messenger RNA of Fragaria vesca subsp. vesca, 5004 nucleotides long. RefSeq lists its product as uncharacterized. Gene Ontology annotation, biological process: protein phosphorylation; recognition of pollen. The transcript is spliced from 14 exons. Gene Ontology annotation, molecular function: ATP binding; protein serine/threonine kinase activity. The record is from RefSeq and is a predicted model, not a curated record. The coding region runs from base 1 to 4929 and encodes 1642 amino acids. Lineage: Eukaryota; Viridiplantae; Streptophyta; Magnoliopsida; Rosales; Rosaceae.
AUGCCAUUGAUGCCAAUGGGUGUAGGAACGGAUAGUGUUAGUGUUUUAUGUUCCUCCAUGUUGUUCAUGUUCAUCUUCAGCUUGUUUCCCUCACAGUAUUGGGCUGAAGUUUUUGAUAUAAGUUCUUCACAGCCAUUGGCACAGGGACAAAAUUUAGUUUCUCCUAGCCAAGUUUUUGAAUUGGGAUUCUUUACUCCUAAUUGUUCUGCUAAUAAGUAUGUGGGGUUGUGGCACAAAAGUGUUUUUCCUCGCAAAGUUUUAUGGGUGGCUAACAAAGAAAAUCCCCUUGCAGUUAAUGAUACCUUGGCUAGAUUGAGAAUUGCCAGCAAUGGGAAUCUGGAGCUCAUAGAUGGGGGGAAGAAUUCUGUCUGGUCAACCAAUAUUUCAGCUCCAUCUAAUAGUUCAUCUGCAGUUCUUUUAGACACUGGAAACUUUGUUCUCAGAGAUGAUGCUGGAGCUGAUUUGUGGGAGAGUUUUAGCUACCCUUGUGACACACUCCUACCAAGCCAGCUGCUAGGAUAUGAUAGUAAAUCUGGAAAGAGGCAGUUCUUGACUUCAUGGAAAAGUGAGAGUGAUCCAUCAACUGGAAAAUAUAUUGUUGGACUAGCCCCUCAGAUGCCAUCACAAGUUUUCAUUUGGAUUAAUGGGUCAACUCCCCACUGGAGAAGUGGGCCAUGGGAUAGAUCAAAGUUCAUUGGUGUACCAAGUAUGGAUGAUCGAUAUCAAAGUGGAUUCAGUCUAGAUGAUAAUGUGAUAAAGGGAUCCAAGUAUUUCUCUUAUAGUUUUUUUGACUAUACUAUCUCCUAUUUUAGCAUCUCUUCGGAAGGAAUAGCAGAUCUUAUGCUCUCAGAAAAUGGCAAGAACUGGUUUCUUAACUGGAAGACACCAUAUAAUCCAUGUGACAAUUAUGGAGCAUGUGGACCUUUUGGGGUUUGUAAAGCUUCUGAGUCUCAUAUCUGCAAGUGUUUGAAAGGCUAUGUACCAGAAUCAGAUGAGGAAUGGAGCAAAGGAAACUGGACAGGAGGAUGCGUAAGGCAAACCAAAUUGUUUUGUGACAGUGAGACAGGUAAGUCAGUCUCAUCAAGAACAAAACAAAAUGAUGAUGGCUUUUUGAAGAUUACAAGGUUGAAAGUACCUGAUUCUCAUGAAUUAGUUGUUACACCUUUGGAUGCUGAAAACACUUCUGAUGACUGCAAGAUACGGUGCCUGAAUAAUUGUUCUUGCCUCGCUUAUGCAUUUGUUAAUAAAUUAGGGUGCUUGGUCUGGUCCAAAGACCUUAUUGAUAUGCAGCAGUUUUCCUCUGGUGGAGAAGAUCUUUAUAUUCGCCUAGCACACGCAGAACUAGAUGAAGGAAAGCCAAUAAAGUUAAUUGCCAGUCUUAUAGCUGUUUGUUCUGUUAGCAUCGUGGUUGCCAUAGUGUUUGGUUGGCACAGGUUGGGAGCAGCUAACCGAAAGGAAUCAGGGGACAUCAAGACAACAAGACAUUAUUUCGGGUCGAUUAAUACAUUUCAGUCUUCAAGAGACGCUCUUCGGGAAUAUAUAGGAAAGCAUGAUCUAUCAGAGCUUUUGAUCUAUGAUUUUGAAACCAUAUUAGUAGCUACAAAAAAUUUCUGCAUCACAAACAAACUAGGGCAGGGUGGCUUUGGUCCAGUUUAUAAGGGUAUGCUAGAAGAAGGCAAGGAAAUAGCAGUGAAAAGGCUAUCUAGUAGCUCAGGACAGGGCAUUGACGAGUUCAAGAAUGAAAUGUUGUUGAUCUCAAAUCUUCAACACAAAAAUCUUGUUAGGAUCAUGGGUUGCUGCAUCAAAGAAGAUGAGAAGUUACUGAUUUAUGAGUUCAUGCCUAACAAAAGCCUGGAUACUUUUCUAUUCGAUCCAACAAGAAGAGCAGUGCUUGAUUGGGCCAGCCGCUUUAAUAUUAUUCAAGGGGUUGCUAGAGGGCUAGUUUAUCUCCAUCAUGAUUCCUAUUUGAAGGUAAUACAUAGAGAUCUGAAAGUAAGCAACAUUCUCUUGGAUGAGAAAAUGAACCCAAAAAUCUCAGAUUUUGGAUUGGCACGCAUAGUUGAAGGAACGCAGAAUUUAGAAAAUACUCUGAAGGUUGUGGGAACACGUUUCGGUGUCUUGAUAUUGGAGAUUAUUAGUGGCAAGAAGAAUGCCAGCUUCUGUUUAUAUGACCAACAGCUAGGCUUUCUAGCUUAUGCAUGGAACUUGUGGAAUGAAGGCAGGGGACUGGAGUUACUGGACGAAGUAUUAGGUGAUUCAUAUGCAUCGUCAGAAGUAAUGAAAUGUGUAAAUAUUGGGCUUCUUUGUGUACAGGACAGUGCUGCUGAUAGACCAACUGUGGCUGAUAUAGUUUUGAUGCUAAGUAGUGACACGGAUGGUCCACAACCCAAGCUGCCUAGUUUUUGGAUUGUGAUGCCAAUGGGUGUUGGAUUCAAUAGUGUUAGUGUUUUAUAUUCCUCCAUGUUUUUGCUGUUCAUCUUCAUCUUAAUUCCCUCAAUGUAUUCGGCUGAAGUUUAUGAUAUAACUACUUUGAGGCCUUUGGCACAGGGGCAAAAUCUAGUUUCUCCUAGCCAUGUUUUUGAAUUGGGAUUCUUUAGUCCUAAUAAUUCUGCUAAUAAGUAUGUGGGGUUGUGGCACAAAAGUAUAUUUCCUCGUAAAAUUGUAUGGGUGGCUAACAGAGAAAAUCCCCUUGCAGUUACAGACACCUUGGCUACUUUGAGAAUUGGAAGCACUGGGAAUCUGGAGCUCAUAGAUGGGAAACAGAAAUCUAUUUGGUCAACCAAUAUUUCAGUGUCAACUAAUGGUUCAGCUGCAGUUCUUUCAGACGACGGAAACUUUGUUCUCAAAGAUGAUAUGGGAGCUGAUUUGUGGCAGAGUUAUGCUUAUCCGAGUGACUCACUUCUGCCAAGCAUGUUACUGGGGUUCAAUGGUCUUACUGGAAAACAGAAUUUUUUGACAUCCUGGCAAGGUCAAGAUGAUCCAUCAACUGGAUUAUUCUCACUUGGAUUGUCAGCACAGAAGCCAUCACAAAUGUUCAUUUGGGUUAAUAGAUCAACUCCCCACUGGAGAAGUGGGCCAUGGGAUAAAUCCAAGUUCAUUGGUGUGCCUGAAAUGAAUGGUCAAUAUCAAAGUGGAUAUACUCUAGAUGAUGAUGCAAAACAGGAAACAAGGUAUUUUUCUUACAUUCUAUUUGACAAGACUGUUGCAUAUCUAGACAUAUCUAACGAAGGAAUUUCAAAGAUUAUGUUUUCGAGAGUGGGAGAGAGUUGGAAUCUUUUCUGGACCGGCCCAAAGAAUCCAUGUGACAUAUAUGGAGCAUGUGGACCUUCAGGGGUUUGCAAAGCUUCGGACACUCCAGUCUGCAAGUGUUUGAAAGGGUUUCAACCCAAGUCAGACGAGGAAUGGAGCAAAAGAAACUGGACUGGAGGUUGUGCCAGACAAACCAAAUUGUUCUGUGAGACACACACAAAUACAUCAGUCUCGUCAGUUGGAAAAGAAGGGUUUUUGAAGAUGGAAAACUUGAAAGUGCCUGAUCUUCAUGAAUAUCUUGCAUCUUUAUCUGAAGUGGACUGCAAGACACAUUGCUUGAGAAAUUGUUCUUGCAUGGCUUAUGCAUAUGUUGAUAAUAUAGGGUGUUUGGUCUGGUCCAAGCACCUUAUUGAUAUGCAGCAGUUUCCUUCUGGCGGAGUAGAUGUUUAUAUUCGCCUAUCACACUCAGAACUAGACGAAGGAAAGCCGAUAAAGUUAAUUGCCACCCUAAGUACUAUUGGUUGUGUGAGUCUUUUGGCUGCCAUAGUCUUCGGUUUGCAAAGGUUCUAUGCCAAUCAAAAGGGCCACAUCAAAUCAACAACACAGGGCUUCAAAUCACCUGGUAUGAUUAAAACUUCUAGAGAUGGUCUUCGAGAAUAUAUUGGAAAGCAUGAUCCCUCGGAGCUACAGGUAUAUGCUUUUGAUAGCAUACUAAUUGCUACAGACAAUUUUAGCAUCACAAACAAACUCGGGCAAGGAGGGUUUGGCCCAGUUUAUAAGGGGAUGCUACCCGAAGGGAAGGAAAUAGCAGUAAAAAGAUUAUCUAGUAGCUCAGGACAAGGAGUUGACGAGUUCAAGAAUGAGAUGCUGUUGUUUUCUAAUCUUCAACACAAAAAUCUUGUUAGGAUCAUGGGUUGCAGCAUUAACGAAGAUGAAAAGUUACUUAUCUACGAAUUAAUGCCAAACAAAAGCUUGGAUACUUUUCUAUACGAUUUGACAAAGAGAGCAGUGCUUGAUUGGGCUGCACGCUUCAAUAUUAUUCAGGGUGUUGCUAGAGGGCUUCUUUAUCUCCACCAUGAUUCCUAUGUGAAGGUGAUACAUAGAGAUCUGAAAGUCAGUAACAUUCUCUUGGAUGAGAAAAUGAAUCCAAAAAUUUCAGAUUUUGGAUUGGCACGCAUAGUUGAAGGAACACAAAGUUUAGAAAAAACUCAGAAGGUUGUGGGAACACGUGGCUAUAUGUCUCCAGAGUACGCAUUGGGUGGGAUAUUUUCUGAAAAAUCUGAUGUCUACAGCUUUGGGGUCUUGGUAUUGGAGAUUAUUAGCAGCAAGAAAAAUACCAGCUUCUGUUUACUCGAGCAACAGCUUGGCUUGCUAGCCUAUGCAUGGAACUUGUGGAAUGAAGGCAGGGGACUGGAGUUAGUAGAUGAAUUAUUGGGCAACUCAUAUUCCUCAUCAGAAGUAAUGAAAUGCGUGCAUAUUGGGCUUCUUUGUGUACAGGACAGUGCUGCAGAUAGGCCAACAAUGGCAGAUAUACUUUUGAUGCUAAGUAGUGACACGGAUGGUCCAGAACCUAAGCAGCCUGUGUUCACUAUCCAGAACUCAUUUCCUCAAUCUCAACCUCAAGAUGGAAGUACUUACUCCACAAAUAAAGCUACCAUUACAGUGAUUGAAGGACGAUAAGCACUGCAACUGUUGCAUCACAAUGUAUAGCGCUGCCUGCAUUGUAAUAAUAAUCAUUCAAUGUUCCUAUCGGUU